Messenger RNA from Brassica napus (rape), 1779 nucleotides. Its product is annotated as WAT1-related protein At5g07050. Gene Ontology annotation, cellular component: plasma membrane. Gene Ontology annotation, molecular function: protein heterodimerization activity; transmembrane transporter activity. The transcript has 10 exons. The coding region runs from base 208 to 1614 and encodes 468 amino acids. NCBI's taxonomy places the organism in Eukaryota, Viridiplantae, Streptophyta, Magnoliopsida, Brassicales, Brassicaceae. The record is from RefSeq and is a predicted model, not a curated record.
UGAUCGUACGGACGAACAAGUCGGAGAAGAGAAGGGAGUCGUGGCCGUUGGAUCUGGUUUUGUGGGCAUCCACGAACUCUUCUUCCCCCUAAUCAAUAAAAUUUCAUUCCUUAAAAAAAAAAAAAACGAUUUCUCAGUUCUGAUUUUCGAUCUCACGUCGAAAGUUUCGUCCUUUGGUUCGUUCUGAUCGCGAGAUCCAAAAAAAUCAUGAGGAAGAAGCUCGACACCCGUUUCCCUGCUGCGCGUAUAAAAAAAAUAAUGCAAGCUGACGAGGAUGUUGGCAAGAUUGCUUUGGCUGUGCCUGUCCUUGUUUCAAAAGCUUUGGAAUUGUUCUUACAAGACCUUUGUGAUCGUACUUACGAAAUCACCCUUCAGAGAGGAGCCAAGACUGUGAGCUCUUUGCACCUAAGCAAUAUGUCGAUGGAGAAGCUUGGUUGCUGUGAAAGCUUCCUCAAAAGCUCAAAGCCCUACUUCGCCAUGAUAUCUCUUCAGUUCGGCUAUGCCGGCAUGAACAUAAUUACCAAAAUAUCCCUCAACACCGGUAUGAGCCACUACGUCCUUGUCGUCUAUCGCCAUGCAAUCGCCACGGCCGUUAUUGCCCCCUUCGCUUUCUUCUUCGAAAGGAAAGCUCAGCCGAAAAUAACAUUCACCAUUUUCAUGCAACUUUUCAUUCUCGGCCUUCUUGGGCCCGUGAUUGAUCAAAACUUCUACUAUAUGGGGUUGAAAUAUACGUCGCCCACGUUCUCGUGCGCCAUGAGUAACAUGCUUCCGGCUAUGACCUUUAUCUUGGCCGUUCUAUUCCGGAUGGAGGUGUUGGACGUGAAGAAACUGUGGUGCCAGGCGAAAAUAGCUGGAACGGUGGUGACCGUAGCCGGAGCCAUGUUAAUGACAAUUUAUAAGGGACCCAUCGUUGAGCUAUUUUGGACUAAAUAUAUGCAUCUCCAACAUGCUAACGACACGACACCGUCUAGCAAUUCAAAUGAUAAUAAGGAUUUUCUAAAAGGCUCCAUCCUCCUCAUCUUUGCUACCCUUGCAUGGGCCUCCCUCUUCGUUCUUCAGGCGAAGAUACUAAAGACGUACUCGAAGCAUCAGCUUACUUUAACAACACUAGUUUGCUUCAUCGGAACAUUACAAGCAGUUGCUGUGACGUUUGUCAUGGAACACAACCCAUCAGCUUGGAGAAUUGGCUGGGACAUGAACCUCCUUGCCGCCGCUUACUCUGGGAUUGUUGCAUCAAGUAUCGCAUAUUAUGUGCAAGGGAUAGUGAUGAAGAAAAGAGGACCUGUGUUUGCUACUGCCUUUAGUCCUUUAAUGAUGGUUAUAGUUGCAAUCAUGGGUUCUUUUGUCUUAGCAGAAAAGAUCUUCCUUGGAGGGGUGAUUGGAGCGGUACUUAUUGUAAUUGGACUGUAUGCGGUCUUGUGGGGAAAACAAAAGGAAAAUGAAGUGACUCAUUGUGAGAUGUUAGAACCCACCAAGAAUAUUGAUAAAGUAACCGAGGAUGUGGAAGCUAAUAAUGGAACUGAAAUGAAAUAUUCGGACUCUAUGCUAUCAACGAUUGUAAUCAGUACUCCAGCAACAGAAACAACUUUGAAGAAAACUAGCCAAGAGCCAUGAAAAGAUUGCAUGAAGAGAAUAAUAAAAGACUACUUUUGGUCGGAUAUUUGUGUGUAUUUUUGUCUUUUUCACUUUUAAUUUUGACCUAUAUGAUUAUGAAUUAAAUACGUGUAAUAGCAAGAACUCUAACUUGCACUUCAUCAAUACGAAUGUUCUUAUUGAGUA